Molecule: messenger RNA, 1478 nt
Organism: Cannabis sativa
Lineage: Eukaryota; Viridiplantae; Streptophyta; Magnoliopsida; Rosales; Cannabaceae
Product: probable calcium-binding protein CML45
Exons: 1
Coding region: 59-730 (223 amino acids)
Molecular function (GO): calcium ion binding
Source: RefSeq, a predicted model, not a curated record
UGCAUUAUAUAACACACUUGCUACUAUACUCUUAUAUACCAAGUAACUAAUCAUCGCUAUGGUGAUGAAAGUAUUCAUGGCCAAAUAUCUCAAAGAUUAUAAUAUCCUAUUUACUAGAUUAAUGAUGAUGAGCUUUGUCAUAAUGGUCGGAGACUUUGUUUCAAUUCUAAGGUAUAUUCUAAAUCUAAUUCGCUGUUUCAUUUGUUCUAAUAACAUGGAAUAUUAUGAGAAGCAAUUAUCCAUAUUGGAUCAAAUGGUAGCAACAAAAGCUAUGCUACUUAAUAAGACGACUAUGUAUGAUGAUGAUGAUGAUGAUGAUGAUGAUGGUCAAGAAGUAGCAGCAAAAACUCAUCCAAAUAAUAAUAAACUUGUUCGUUUUGGUGAUGCAAAAAGUGAAGACACCAAAAUGUAUUUAGGAGAUGUGAAAAGGAUCAUGAUGGAGGAAUUAGAACUGCUAGAGAGUAGUGAUGGUGGGGAAACAGAAGAAGGAGAUGAUGGUGGUGAGGAAGUGAAGUGGGAAGAACUGAGAGAAGCAUUUGGUGUGUUUGAUGAGAACAGAGAUGGGUUUAUUGAUGCAAAGGAAGUGAAGAAGGUUCUAUUUGAAUUGGGAAUUAUGGAACCUUCUGAAGCCGAAUGUCAAGCCAUGAUCACAACUUUUGAUAAAAAUCAAGACGGCAAGAUAAAUUUUGAGGAAUUUCUCGAAAUAAUUGCAGCGGAUGCCAUUCACUAAAUGGAUCGCUAAUCCUUUUUUCUAUUAUUUUUUUAUCAUGGCUUUCUAAGAUUUUUCUCCUUGUAGUAGCUUUCGUUACCUUUUUCUUUUUAAUUAAAUCGGAGCAUGGUUAUACACGUACGUAAAUAAAAAAGGAAAAGCCAUCAUGUUAGGGUUCUAGGGUUUCCAUCGUUUCACCACAGCCGCCUCUUCGCAGAUGACGGCGGCGGCGGUGCACGGUCCUCGCUCUUCGCAGACGACGGCGGUGCACGGUUCUUCCCCUUCGCAGACGACCAUGGCAGAGAUGGUGUAAUUAAGUUCCUCAUUCCCAAUCGUAGCUGACGGCAGAGACGUGCCUUCCUUCCCAAUCGUAGUUGACAGCAGAGACGGAUCUUCUUUCUCACAGUCGUCAACGACGGCGGUGCUAGGGUUGUUGUCGUGUUCUUCAACGUGGUGGAUGAAUUUAUUAGUUGGUUUUAGAUCAUUUGUUUAAAGGAAAGAUUACUCUUUUUAGUUUUUGUUUCUAUUGCUUAUUUUAUUUAUUUGCUGUUUUUAGGUUAUUUCCAAUUAAUGUUUUAUGGGAUUAGAAUUUUUAGUUUUAUGUAUUGAAACUAAUUAAGUUUUUCCAUUAGUCUUGUCUUUUGACAUGGUUUUUUAGUUUCUCUUAUUCGUCUUGUCUUUUGACAUGGUUCUACAGUUUCUCUCUUUGGUUUUGGCUUAUUGGUUUCUGGCGUUAGUUACUGGUUCUUGGUCUGAGUUCGUUCGGGUC